GAUUCGAAGUGGGCGCUUUUUUUAGAUGUACUAGGCCAUUACUUGAACCAAAAGUACAGCGGCUAAUCGAAUUACACAUGCUCAGAGAGCUUUGUUAUUCAAACUACUUCAAACUCACUAAUGGCGGGUGUAGAAACUAGCCGUGGUCAGUUAAAAGAUACAAGGAGGGCUUUAUUUCGGACCCCAAAUCAAGAUGACAAUAGUAAGGCACCAGAAGCGUUGGAGGCCUUACUAAACAGAAUUCAAGUAGAUAUUGAAGUGGACUCUAACCUUCAAGGUCUUAGAAAAGAGAUCCAUGAACAGACUCUUACUAAGUUGAGACAGGAACUGACUCAGAUUGGUCAAGAUGAAUGGAUGUACAAACCCAUUGAUCAGAUUAUUGGAUUUUGAGUUGUUUUUUGCAUUGCACAAUUAGCUGUAACAAGGUCUCCAGAAUGGGUCUAAGGCAUUGAUGAUUGAUAGACAUUUUAAGUCAGAGGUCAUUCACAAGACAAUGUGGGGCAGGGUAUGGCAAUGUUGGCCAAACAAGAGACAGUCUCCUUCGGACUGA
Molecule: messenger RNA, 550 nt
Organism: Pocillopora verrucosa
Lineage: Eukaryota; Metazoa; Cnidaria; Anthozoa; Scleractinia; Pocilloporidae
Source: RefSeq, a predicted model, not a curated record